CACUGGAAGCAAGGAAGGAAUUUUGAAACGUCAUUCAAUCAAUUCAAGUUAAUAUGUUUGUUUGUCAUAGCCUAGAGCAUAACUUACGAGUAAUUUAAUUAGUAAACACUCACCCUUAGUAAUCCAUCCAUGAAUUUAGUUUGUGUUAUUUUGCCAUUAGGUACAUUCUUAGCUUACUGAGACUCUUACGUUAAGUCAAUAAGUUACUGAUAAUGAUGACUUCUUUAAACAAACUUCUAUUUAAUAUUUUUGCAACAACCAAAAAGCUAAAAUUUAAGCCUGUCCAUCAUAAAGCUCAACAUUUCUCAACCUCAAAUGCUGGAUUUCUUUACAGGAGUUUUAAGAUUUCCAAAAAUCCCUUCUUGUUCAUAAGUUUAUUCUUCAUCAAAAGCAAACGGCCUUUCUUGUUACUUUGGGGAUUUCCAUUCUUGCCCUCAAAGGAAGAGGAUGACAAUUCAAAUGCCAUACAACCCAAAAAUGUCAAUCUCAAGAAACAAACUCAAAAAGCCGUUGUUCAGUCUGAUGAACUAUUCAACUUAAACAAGUUUGAAGAAGCUGCUUCGACUCUUCUUCCAUUUCAGGACGCUGGGGAUGUAGAAGUGCUAUGGCGGCUAGCUCGUGCGCAGUAUAAGCAGUCGCAGCAGUCGGGAGUGGUAGAACCACAGCGACGUCAGCUGAUAGAGUCAGCGUAUGACGAGUUGUGUAUUGCGAUCACACACGACCCCGACCACUGGGCGGUCCACAAGUGGAUGAGUGUGCUGCUUGACGCAAGAUUCACCUACGAUGGUGUGAAGGCGAGGGUCACUCAAUUGUCUAAGGUUAAGGAACAUAUGCUGAAAGCAGCUGAGUUAAACCCAAGUGAUGCUACAACCCUGUAUAUGAUUGGAUCAUGGUGUUACCAAAUAGCAGACAUGCCUUGGUAUCAAAGAAAAAUAGCUGCUACAAUCUUCGCUGAACCUCCAAAAUCAUCUUUUGAAGAAGCUCUUCAAUAUUUCUCCAAGGCAGAAGAGGUCCAGCCCAGGUUUUACAGCCAGAACCUACUAAUGGUGGGAAAGACACUGUUGAAGUUGCAGCGACCAACUGAAGCUUACGACUACUUGGUGCAAGCUCGCGACUUUCCUAGUUCAUCUGAUGAAGACGACCAGGUAAGGAAAGAAGCUGCUGAAAUACUGAAGAAUUUAAAAACUAACGAGAAACAAUGAAUUAUCAUGACCAAUAUCAAUAGGGUGCUAUGAGGUGACAAUGAAAAUAACGUAUUACUUUUUAUUCUGUAUUAUUUAUGUGUUUUUAUACUGUGCUGUCAAUAAAUCAUUACUGUAAA
Molecule: messenger RNA, 1321 nt
Organism: Macrosteles quadrilineatus (aster leafhopper)
Lineage: Eukaryota; Metazoa; Arthropoda; Insecta; Hemiptera; Cicadellidae
Product: regulator of microtubule dynamics protein 1-like
Exons: 7
Coding region: 213-1202 (329 amino acids)
Cellular component (GO): cytoplasm; spindle microtubule; mitotic spindle pole
Molecular function (GO): microtubule binding
Source: RefSeq, a predicted model, not a curated record